AUGAUGAUGCCUGACUCUGAGACAUCGAUGUAUGAAACUCUAGAUUUAUUUUUUCCUGUGUGUGAAGGAAUUAUAAAUAAAACCAUUGAUGACAAUAUAACCCAACGUUGGAAGAGUGAUUGUCAGAAAAUUAAUGGAGAUCUUAUAAACCAUAUUAAUUUGAAUGUUAAAAGUAAAUUAUUCCCUAAGGCCAUGGAAUUCUUACAUGAUAUGUAUAAAAAUCCUGAUAAUCCAUUAAAAGAGGCUACUUUAUCUUACUUGUAUUAUUGGCUACAUAAGCAGAAUACAAUGGAGAGGGAAAAAAGUUAUGAUAACACCAAAAUUUUUAAGGAAUUCCUCAAGAUUUCAUGUGAUUCCAAUUAUGAUUCCGAUUUACAUAAGCCAUUAAAAAAUAUUAGAAAUAAAUUUUAUACACUAGAAUUACAUGGAAAUUGUGAAACUACAUUACCUGAAGUGUUAUCCCCUUUAGAAAUACAAAAACAAAUUUUACCUUCUUCCCCAAUACAUAAUGUAACAGAUCCUAUUUUAAUUUCUAUCAUUCUAACAUUAUUAAUACCCGUUUUUUUUAUCUAUCUGUAUAAGGUUAAUUAG
Messenger RNA from Plasmodium gonderi, 591 nucleotides. Its product is annotated as variable surface protein. The record is from RefSeq and is a predicted model, not a curated record. Bases 1 to 591 code for a protein of 196 amino acids. NCBI's taxonomy places the organism in Eukaryota, Apicomplexa, Aconoidasida, Haemosporida, Plasmodiidae. The transcript is spliced from 3 exons.